UCUGCAUGAAAAAAUUUAAAGGAAUGUGAUUGAGCUUAAAAAGAUUAAAUACAUUAAAGUUAAGAAACUUCUGUGGUCGAUUUAACAAAAAGUUAAGUUUCACUUUCCUAUUUACUGAUUUGGAUGGGAAAUGAAUCCCCUUUUCCCAGUUUCAUCAAAAAACACACUUUUUCCAUUAAAUACAGAUGAGAAUGAUACAACAACUACUAAGAAUUUGGAUGUGAACUUGGACUGGUUGCAGAACAAGAGUUUUCCAAGCAGACAGUUUGAUGUCACGAUAUUACAAGGACCAAAGGAAAAGGAGAGUGUGUCAAACCAAGACAUCCUUGAAUCCUCUGAGGAGACACCAGAUGAGUCAAACACUAAAGUGUCAAAAAAGAGAAAGAAGAAAAAACAUAAACAUAAAAACAAAAAGAAAAAAUAUCACAAAGGGGACAUUUCAAGAUCACCUAGUCCUCGUGCAGAAGUCAAGACAAAGGUUCCAGAGAUUCAGGGAAACAAAGUAUUUAUUGAAGAGCUGCCUUAUCUUGAACCAGAGGAUGCCUUCAGGAUUGAUCGUAAAUCUAAUGUCCAUAACUGGAAGUAUGAAUCUCUGUACAAAGGACAUAUUGCUGCUUUUCCCCAGCGUUUCCAAGCAAGUCUAGGAGGAGACUCCCAGUCUAGAGAUACACAAAACAAAAAUAAGCACAAAACAAUGAGGUAUUACAGCAGAGAAAAUCGGAAACUCUUGGCACAAGCUCCACUGUGUCAUCUUGUACCGUCCAGAAAUACUGGGAGUUUCCAAUCUGAUGUCAUACCCAUCCCUCUGGAGGAUGUAUCAGAGAGAGCUGAGGAGAAUCGGAGUGAGGAUAUAAGAGAGAGACUGAUGGACACAGCCACCUCACAUUACAUACAGGGGGUGGGGGUAGAAGCAGUGGACAGUAAUGUCAGUGUAACAGAGGUAGAGGAGAGACUGAACAAGAGGACAGCUGAGUUUAAUCGUAGAACACGGGAGGAACCUCACAACACAGACUUAUGGCUGGAAUUUGUGGAGUACCAGGACUCCUUACUAAGGCUGCCAGAAUUGGAGGGCUCUUUCAAAAUGUCUAAGUCUGCUGUCCUGGAAAAGAAGAUUGCCAUCUUGAAAAAAGCCAUGGAAUUGAAUCAGAGUAACAUUGUUUUGAAACUAAAGUAUUUACAGUUGUGCCAGGAAAUUUUGGAACCCAAUGAAAUAAACAAAGAAAUGGAGGACCUGCUGUUUCACAACCCAACAAAUAUUUCCUUGUGGAAGCAGUACCUUAUGUUCAACCAAAGCAGGCUGUCUAAUUUUUCUGUGUCUAGAAUGUGCAAGCUAUAUCAGAAGUGCAUCACAACACUUGUUAAAUACCAGGAGGGAAAAUUAAAGACCCAUACUUUACCUGUAAACCUGUCAGAAGAGAUACUUGGUAUCUUUGUUCAGUUAUGUACAUUUUUGAAGCAAGCAGGACACAAGGAGAAAGCUGUAGCCUCAUUUCAAGCUCUGAUCGAACUUAAUUUAUGCUGCCCAGAGCGCCUAAGAUCAGCUGACCUGAGUGAGAAAGCCAUUAUUUUGGAGAGCUUCUGGGACAUUGGGGUGCCCCGAUUUGGGGAGGAGGGGGCCAAAGGUUGGAAUUACUGGAUGGUUAACAAAGACUUACUGCCAACUGAAAGUGAAAGUAAUGAGAAAGAUCCUUCAUUAGCUGAUGAAGAGGAGGCUAUUUUACAGAGCAAAAAAGAAAAAUGGGAGACCUGGUUACACUUAGAAACCCUCAGAGAAUCAGCUCAUUGGUUGCCAUGGAAACCAGACCUUUCUGCAGGGGAGACUAUGGAUGAUUGUGAGGAUAUAGACAGACUUGUCCUCUUUGAGGAUAUUUCACCAUUUGUCUUCUGUUUGCCAGAAAAUCUGAAGUUUAAUAUUCUGAUUCAAUUUCUUAUUUUCCUUGGAUUUGAAAAUAGUCAAUUCAUAGAAAAUGUCCAGGAUGCUGAGAGACUAUCUGUAAUAUUUAACAUAUUUGGAAUGAAAGACUUCCAAAACUCCAGAACACUAACAGAGCAGAGAUUUUUACAUAAAUUUAUUGGCAAUAUUAUACAACAAGGACUGUUUAGAUGUAAUGGAGUACCUCAUAGAGAACUUACACUUCUCUGGUUAAGAUAUCACACACAAAAUGAAAAUUGGGAAAAGGUUGAUUGUAAGAAAUUUAAGAAAAUGGCAAGAAAUGUGUUAAAGGAUCCCUUAAACAGAAAUAGUAAAGCAGUCUGGAUGGAGUAUAGCCUUUCACUCUCUAGUCUUGGAGGUAAAAAAGAUGCCGAGGAGGUGCUGGAGAUGGCUAUUCCAAUGUUGUGUGUGAAUACAGAUGAUGACAAGGAAUACAUUCCAGCAUUCUACAGAAGUCUUGUUGAACUUUUCCUAAAUUUUCCAACAGAUACUGAUUUGUUUCAGUUUAGCAAGAAUACAAUCAGGAUGGUUCCAGAGUCAGUAAACAGAAGUGUUCACACAUUGAUUUGUUUAUGUGAAAAUCGACAUAGUGAUUUAAAAAAUGUUGACAGCACUUGUGCAGUAAAGAAACUAAAAAGCAGAAGAAAAAUGGAGGAGUUAUUAGAAAUGCUCUUACAGGACUACAAGAUGGACCCCAAACGAAGCAAAGAGGAAUGGUUUUAUCUUCUGGAAUUCACUCAUUGUUGUGCAUUGUUUGAAUAUGUUGUCUCUGAUCUUAACCUGGACAGUGCAUUGUGUGUUUUAAACAAAGUGCUAUCUCUAGUGUUCAGCUUAUCGAAUUCUCAAACAGAGAAUGACAGCAGUGUGAAUAAGAACUUUGAAUUGUGUUUUGAGCAGAUUUUUAGAUGCAAGGUCAAGGUUAUUCAUCAUCACAUUUCUGUCCACCAUUCCUCAUUAAGUCCACUUCGAGCUACAGUGGAGGCUGCACUUGAGAUCUUCCCGGACCAUGUGUACUUUCUGAAUGUGUUUACAGAGUUGGAGAAGGGAUGUAUGGUAUUUGGGAGGCUAGAUAGAUUCUAUGGACAUCACCUUGGGAGAGUUAAGUCCCCUGACUUGACAGUGUUUGCUGUGGCCUCUUUGAUACAGAGGAAAGUUCUCAGGAAAGACCAUGUCAAUGAAGAUUCUGGUACAUCUAUUUCACAUGCUGGCAGUGGUGUGAUGAACAAGAUAAGGAGUUAUUUGGAGAGAUCCCUAGAUCUUCCAGAAUUACAGCAUUGUUCAGUUCUAUGGAGUCUCUAUUUAUAUUGUGAGGCAAGAUUUGGUGAGGGUGACAGGGCCAGUGGAAUAUAUUAUAGAUCUCUACAGCAAUGUCCUUGGGUCAAGGGUCUAUAUUUGGAUGGUGUAAGAAUUUUCCAAAACUCUAAACUAGAGGAAAUUACAGAUUUGAUGCUGGAGAAAGAAAUUCGUCUACAGAUCCCACUUGAAGAAAUUGAUAUUUUACAGAGCUGAAUCUUUAUAUUACUAACAUAUGAAUUGAAACAAACGGUUGUUAUUCUAAACCAGUAAAAACAACUACAAUGCUCACAAACAGCAACAUUUUUUUAAUAAAGUUUAUUCCAAUUAUAACUAUUCCCACUUUAAGAAAUUCAAGAGGAGGUAAAUUUUUAUGUGGGAAUACUAGAUGGAAUACUUGUGCUUAUAAUGAAAAGAAAAAUAAAUAUAGGAUCACCCAUGA
Saccostrea cuccullata (small rock oyster) is the source of this 3668-nucleotide messenger RNA. Its product is annotated as nuclear exosome regulator NRDE2-like. Gene Ontology annotation, biological process: negative regulation of RNA catabolic process; regulatory ncRNA-mediated heterochromatin formation. Gene Ontology annotation, molecular function: protein binding. The transcript has 10 exons. Gene Ontology annotation, cellular component: catalytic step 2 spliceosome. The record is from RefSeq and is a predicted model, not a curated record. The coding region runs from base 131 to 3442 and encodes 1103 amino acids. NCBI's taxonomy places the organism in Eukaryota, Metazoa, Mollusca, Bivalvia, Ostreida, Ostreidae.